This is a messenger RNA of Elaeis guineensis (African oil palm), 1397 nucleotides long. Its product is annotated as probable GDP-L-fucose synthase 1. Gene Ontology annotation, molecular function: GDP-L-fucose synthase activity. The record is from RefSeq and is a predicted model, not a curated record. NCBI's taxonomy places the organism in Eukaryota, Viridiplantae, Streptophyta, Magnoliopsida, Arecales, Arecaceae. Gene Ontology annotation, biological process: nucleotide-sugar biosynthetic process.
UAAACACAUUCCUCGCAUCAUGUGCCAUCGUGCCACUUUAUGUACCGGUGCGGUAAGCAACGAGAACCUAAUAAAUUCCUCUCGUCUAACCAAGUCCGCCACUCUCCGGCGGGCUCUCCCAAACUCUCCAGUCUCCUCCCUCCGAGUAAACGAAGAGAAAAAAAUGGGAAGCCUCGACUCAGAUACCACCACCACCGUGGGCUUCUUCCUUUCGGACAAGUCUGCCAAGGUGUUCGUCGCCGGCCACCGUGGCCUCGUCGGCUCCGCCAUCCACCGGAAGCUGGUCUCCCUGGGCUUCACCAACCUCCUCCUCCGCACCCACGCGGAGCUGGACCUCACCCGCCAGUCCGCCGUCGAGUCCUUCUUCGCCGCCGAGCAGCCCCGCUACGUGAUCGUCGCCGCCGCUAAGGUCGGAGGCAUCCAUGCCAACUCCACCUUCCCUGCCGACUUCAUCGGUGUAAACCUCCAGAUCCAGACCAAUGUCAUCGACGCCGCGCUCCGCUGUGGCUCCGUCCGCAAGCUGCUCUUCCUUGGCUCCUCCUGCAUCUACCCCAAGCUCGCCCCCCAGCCCAUCCCUGAGUCCGCCCUCCUCUCCGGUCCACUCGAGCCCACCAACGAGUGGUACGCCGUCGCCAAGAUCGCCGGCAUCAAGAUGUGCCAGGCCUACCGCCUCCAGCACGGCCUCGACGCCAUCUCCGCCAUGCCCACCAACCUCUAUGGCCCCUUCGACAAUUUCCACCCGGAGAACUCCCACGUGCUCCCCGCUCUCAUCCGCCGCUUCCACGAGGCCAAGGUUUCUGGCGCUAAGGAGGUCGUCGUCUGGGGCACCGGCUCCCCCCUCAGGGAGUUCCUCCACGUUGACGAUCUUGCUGAUGGUGUUGUCUUCUUGAUGGAUCGGUACUCGGGGCUGGAGCACGUGAAUUUGGGCAGCGGCAAGGAGGUGAGCAUCAAGGAGCUGGCCGAGAUGGUCAAGGAGGUGGUGGGUUUCCAAGGGGAGCUUGUCUGGGAUGCGACGAAGCCGGAUGGGACCCCGAGGAAGCUCAUGGAUAGCUCGAAGCUGGCGAGGAUGGGGUGGGAGGCGAAAAUCUCACUCAAGGAUGGGCUCGUCAAUACCUACAAGUGGUAUGUGGAGCAUGUAGCAAAGCAGCAACAGCAGUGAUGUUCUGAUCGUCUGGUGGUACCUUUUUUUCUCUUCUUCCAUUCGUGUUCUACCUGAUGGUUUUCGAUUACAUUGUCGUCGUCGUUGUUGUUCUCAUAUCAGUAUGCUUUUGGGGAGAGGACUUAAUUAAGAUCAAAUUGUUAUCUACAUGCAUAAUCCUGGAUGGAUUUGUAAUGCUAUAUUCUUGUUGAUUUUACGAAUAAAAGAGCAGCGCUUUGCUUGUUAGAUUAAAUCAAAA